Molecule: messenger RNA, 1959 nt
Organism: Ylistrum balloti
Lineage: Eukaryota; Metazoa; Mollusca; Bivalvia; Pectinida; Pectinidae
Product: zinc finger protein OZF-like
Exons: 2
Coding region: 514-1815 (433 amino acids)
Biological process (GO): regulation of DNA-templated transcription
Molecular function (GO): DNA-binding transcription factor activity, RNA polymerase II-specific; RNA polymerase II cis-regulatory region sequence-specific DNA binding
Source: RefSeq, a predicted model, not a curated record
UGAUAAGGAAGGAAAGAAAUCUUGCCGCAAAAAGAGACAGUACACAAAUCGAAAAUUAGUCACCCGGAGAUAACUUCGUAGGUGUACAGUCAGAGAACGAGGAAGAACUUGAUAAAAUGUUUUACAUUGAAGGACCAUCUACAGCAUUAAAUCUCAUGAAGGGGCAUAUUGACCUUUUGACUGCAAGAAGGUUCAAGAGUUAUUCUGUUUAAGGAAAUCAAAAUUGGAGAACUAUGCCACAUGUAUGUGAGUUCUUUGGAAGAGGAUUCAUCAAGUCUGGAAAAUUACAGAUUCAAUCAUAUAAGGAUCUAUCCUUAGAGAGACAAUGCGAGUACGGUACAUGAGAGAAAGGAUUCUGUGAGACACGGAAACAGAAGAAGCAUAGCAGAGUACACAUUCUAGUCAUCUCUACAGUAAGAAUUUUUCUGAGACUGAAACGUUAAAGAGUCAUCACCAUGUGUGCACUCAAAACAACAACCCCAUUUUAGGUACAAAAUCUGUGUUGAGGAAGAAAUGGAUGGAAAUAUUCAGAAAGACGAGAUUGAGAUAACUCACGGCUGUCAGGUCUGUGGUAUGACAUUCAAUCAGAUCACUAGUCUCCAACAACAUGUCAUAAUACAUGUAAGUAAAAUACCAAGUAGGAAUAAUGGAUGUCAUGAUAACGAAAUCCAUGAUGUUUCUGAUGAUCAGGAAAUCAACAGGACAAAGACAGUUGAGAAAACAUUUAAAUGUGACAUAUGUGGGAAAGAUUUCAGUAAAUCUGGAAACCUGCAAAAACAUAUGGAAAAUCAUGGCAAUUGGCCUCCACAUUGUGAGUUAUGUGGGAAAACCUUUACAGAAGCUGCUAGUCUUCGCAGGCACUCAAUGAUACACACUGGAGAGCGACCAUUUGAAUGUGAAAAGUGUGGUAAGGAGUUUACCCGGUCUGCACAGCUCAAAAAACAUCUUGAGAUGCAUUCUAUUAUAAAGAUGCACACAUGUUACGUCUGCAGAAAGUCCUUCAAUGAUGCUAUCACUCUGCAGGUGCAUAUGGGAAAACACACUGGUGAAAAUUGUUUUAAAUGUUUUGCAUGUGAAAAGGUGUUCGAUGCUGCAGGAAAACUCCAGCGACAUAUGAUCGUACAUUCAAAUAUUAGGCCUUAUGAGUGUGAUUAUUGUAAAAGAACAUUCAAAGAGAAAGGGACCUUGAAGAAUCAUAUUCGCACACAUUUUCGAGAGAAAAAAUCUGAAUGUGAAAUAUGUCACAAAUUUUUUAGUGACUCCCAUAGUCUGCAAAGGCAUCUGAAGAGACAUACAGGAGUGAGACCAUAUAGUUGUAACAUAUGUGGGAAAGAUUUUGCUGAAUCCGGACAUUUAAAAACUCACAUGAACAUACAUACUGGGGAAAAACCAUUCAUGUGCGAUAUUUGUGGAAAAGAUUUCAACACUGUUGGCAGUCUGCAAAGACAUAUAAGAAGGCAUUUGGGAGAGAAGCGACACAAAUGUGAUCUCUGUGAAAAGGCUUUUGUAGAGCUAUGGACAUUACAAGUUCAUCGUCGUAAGCAUACUGGGGAAAAACCAUAUAAGUGUGACAUAUGUGGUAAAACAUUUAGUCAGACUGGAUCACUACAGAAACACAAUCGGGUCCAUACUGGAGAAAAACCAUUUAACUGUGAGAUAUGUGGGAAAGGUUUUUCUGAGUCUGGCAAAGUUAGAAGGCACGUCAAAAUGCAUGAAAGAAAUGAACGGAUGUCAAACUCAGCACCUUCCAAUAGUGAACUACCAGUCAAGGUGAUGGUGUCGGAGGAUAAUGUAAUGCAUAUGUUAAAUGUUUAACUUCAUAUUAACAAUAUUUUGAAUCACUUGAAGCAUGCAUUAUUACAACCCCAGGUUUGUGAAUGUAAAUGGUCUUCCUGUACUUGAGAUGUUCAAAAAGACUUUAGAAAAUGCAUAAUAUCCAGCCUCUAAAUGUAUUACCCA